Molecule: messenger RNA, 1019 nt
Organism: Medicago truncatula (barrel medic)
Lineage: Eukaryota; Viridiplantae; Streptophyta; Magnoliopsida; Fabales; Fabaceae
Product: mediator of RNA polymerase II transcription subunit 18
Exons: 6
Coding region: 161-814 (217 amino acids)
Biological process (GO): regulation of transcription by RNA polymerase II; termination of RNA polymerase II transcription
Cellular component (GO): core mediator complex; mediator complex
Molecular function (GO): transcription coregulator activity
Source: RefSeq, a predicted model, not a curated record
AUUUCUUAUAUUUAUAUUAUUAAAUAAGAAAAUUCCCAUGGUUGUAUAGAUUGUAAAAGAAUUUCUUUUGACACCUCGCUCGCUAUCCGCCGCACCCUCAUCCUCUCCGGAACUUCUGUUCGUCUUUUGAGCUUGACUACAUUCAGUUGAAGAAGCAGAUAUGGAAUGCGUGGUUCAGGGAAUUAUAGAGACACAGCAUGUCGAGGCUCUUGAGAUUCUUCUUCAAGGGCUAUGCGGUGUUCAGAGAGAACGAUUAAGAAUCCAUGAAUUAUGCCUCAAGAAUGGUCCACAUCUGGGCCCAGUAUCCUCAGAAGUUCGACUUUUAUGUGAUCUAGAGCAAACUGAACCCUCAUGGACUGUUAGACAUGUAGGUGGUGCAAUGAGGGGUGCUGGUGCUGACCAAAUUUCAGUUCUGGUUAGGACAAUGGUGGAAAGCAAAGUGAGCAAGAAUGUGCUUCGUAUGUUCUAUACACUGGGGUAUAAGUUAGACCAUGAGCUGUUGAGGGUGGGGUUUUCUUUCAAAUUCAAUAGGGGGGCACAAAUCACUGUGAGGGUUUCAUCAGUCAAUAAAAUGCUGAAGCUGCAUGCGACUGACGAGGCCGUGCCAGUAACACCUGGCAUACAGAUGGUUGAAGUAACAGCGCCUGCUUCUGAUGAAAACUAUGCUGAAGUUGCUGCUGCUGUGCAAUCCUUUUGUGAAUACCUUGCUCCGCUUCUCCAUCUGUCCAAACCAGGCGUUUCAACUGGUGUUGUUCCUACAGCUGCAGCUGCUGCUGCAUCUCUAAUGUCUGAUGGUGGCGGUACACCUCUGUAGUGGUCCAGUAAUGUUAAUUUAUGCACAUAAAGAUUGAACGAUGUUGAUUGCUUCAUGAUAAAAUAGUUGGUAGGUAUAGGAAGAGUAACAUUUUGCAUCGGGUUGUAUUUCAGAAUGAUAAACGUGAGCGACCCUUUGUAAUGCACCUGUUUGAAUGUGUUAUUUUUUUAAAGGCAAAUAUAGAUUGAAAAUGCAUUUCACCAAA